CUGGUAUCUAGCGACAGAUUGUGAAACAACAGCAACAUACCGCAAUUCGCCCUGGCAAUCAUUUGUCCCUGUCAGACUGUCAGACUCCCCAGAGUGCAGAUCAGGAAUAUCUAGCGAUUGCUCUUGGGCAGUCUGCCAGAGCACCGUCGCUUGUGAGGGCAUUGUUUUGCCGUUUUCAGCUUCAGUCGCAUCCUGUCGAAGCUACACAAGGCGAGAUCCUGUUCAGCAGUGCAUUUCAGUACAGCGCAUGAUGUGCCCUAGGUGAAGGGGAGGUUUUAAACACAUACCAGAUGGUAGAUCGGGCUACGUGAUACCUGCCCAUUCUAGAACUCGCCAUGCAGAGCCGGCGUUGAACACUCAAGCUUCGACCACGUCCCCUCAUCCUUCUGCUUCGGGUUCAGCUCUUCAGACCCCUACUACCACCACUCCUCUUGGCUCUCCCCCGGCUUCAGCUCUUCAAAACCUUACGACCACCACCGCCGCCACCACUACACCUCCUGGAUCUCCCCCGGCUCGAGCCUUGCAGCUCUUGUCGAUCAAGCGUCCUGAGACGCCAAAAACUCCAAAGACCUCGGGAGCUACGCCUGCACCAUCGCACUCCGAAUUGACGGAGCUCGCUGGCAAUGGACAAGAAGCUUCGGCAGAACAAGCCCCGCCUGCUGCUGAUGGGCCAGCGUCGGAGCGGCAAGUCAUCAAUAACUAGUGUCGUGUUUCAUAAAAUGCCCCCUCAAGAGACUUUAUUCCUCGAAUCCACCACCCGAAUACAGAAAGACUCGGUAAGAUCGUUCAUGGACUUUCAGGUUUGGGAUUUUCCUGGACAGCUCGACUAUUUCGACCCCACAUUCGACACCACCGAGAUCUUUUCCGAGAUUGGAGCUCUUGUGUGGGUUAUUGACGCACAAGAUGACUACACUGAUUCAUUGAAUCGAUUGACCACAACAAUCCUGAACCUUCAAAGCACCUUCCCUCACAUCAAUGUUGAGGUUUUCGUCCACAAAAUUGAUAGUCUCAAUGAGGAGCUGCGCUCGGACAUCUACCAAGACAUUGUACAACGAGUCAGUGACGACCUCAGCGAUGCUGGGUACAUCAAUCCGAACAUCACGUAUCACUUGACAUCCAUCUACGACCAUUCCAUCUUCGAAGCCUUCAGUAAAGUCAUUCAAAAAUUGAUCCCCCAGCUUGACACUCUAGAGAACCUGCUCAACAUCUUAGUCAACAACUGCGGAAUGGCCAAGGCAUACCUUUUCGACAUUCUCACAAAAAUCUACGUUGCUAGCGAUACCCGACCAAUCGAUAUGGAGGUGUAUGAAAUGUGCUCGGACUACAUCGAUGUCAUUGUGGACAUCACGGACAUCUAUGGUUAUGAGCGCAUUCAUAACAAGGUGCUGGGAGAGCAAAUGCAGGAGGCUGAAUCAUCAGUAACCAUUCAUGAUGGGACAAUGAUCUACCUCAAGGAGAUGAAUAGAUAUCUCUGCCUGGUUACAGUCAUCAAGAACGAUGAGGCAAAGGACAAGAAGGGCCUUAUUGACUACAAUUGUCACAUCUUCCAGGAUGCACUCAACGGCGUCUUAGAUCGCAGCUGGGAGAAGGACAAGUCUAUCGAGAACGGCAUUGGUGAACACCUGAAUGAUGGUGAGCAGGCUCAGGCAGCUUAGCGUCCGUGUAGACGAAUGAGGCAUUCUUUUGCUUGUCCAUCCAGCAAGUCUUACGCAACAGUUAUGAUUGGCCAUGGAGCUUUGAAAGAUAACUGGUGCCAUUGUCAAAGCGCGUUUGCUCCAGUGAAACAGCAUUGUCGCUCGUGCCACGUAGAAAUUGAACCAACUUAGCAAGGAUGGACUCACCAAAAGCAAUGACAAUGA
Messenger RNA from Exophiala xenobiotica, 1859 nucleotides. RefSeq lists its product as uncharacterized. The transcript has 4 exons. Gene Ontology annotation, biological process: cellular response to starvation; regulation of autophagy; positive regulation of TOR signaling. Gene Ontology annotation, cellular component: Gtr1-Gtr2 GTPase complex; fungal-type vacuole membrane; nucleus. Gene Ontology annotation, molecular function: GTP binding; GTPase activity. The record is from RefSeq and is a predicted model, not a curated record. Lineage: Eukaryota; Fungi; Ascomycota; Eurotiomycetes; Chaetothyriales; Herpotrichiellaceae. Bases 624 to 1655 code for a protein of 343 amino acids.